AUGAAGGGCAGUGCCAGGCAGAAGCUGGACCAGCAAAACUUCAUGGAACAGGUGCGCGAAUGCAGGGACAACGGCUACCUGCUCUCUUCCAGGAAGACUGGUUCUGGGGCCUUCUCCAAAGUCUACCUGGCCUACGCCACACAUGAGCUCAUGCAGCACAACCCCAAGCUGGCCUCCGAACUGCGGGGCAAGCACCAUGCCAUGGUGGCUAUCAAGAUCAUCUCCACUGCCGAGGCCCCUGUGUUCUCCCAAAAGUUCCUGCCUCGUGAGAUAUCGUCACUCAAUGCUACCUACAAGCACCUGAAUGUGGUGCAGCUCUAUGAGACCUACCAGAAUAACCAGCACUCCUACUUGGUGCUGGAGCUGGCAGCCCGUGGUGACCUCCUGGAACACAUCAACGCGGUGUCGGACCGCCGCUCGCCGCGUCUGGGAGAGGAGGCGGCCCGCAGGCUGUUCUGGCAGCUGGUCAGUGCCGUGGCCCACUGCCACAGCUCGGGCAUCGUGCACCGGGAUCUAAAGUGUGAGAACAUCCUGCUGGACGACCAAGGCCUCCUUAAGCUGACUGACUUUGGCCUCACCAACCGGUCGGGCCUCAAGAACUCGCUGCUGAGCACCUUCUGCGGCUCUGUGGCCUACACAGCUCCCGAGAUCCUCAUGAGCAAGGAGUACAAUGGGGAGCAGGCCGACCUGUGGAGCCUGGGCAUCGUCCUUCAUGCCGUGGUGACUGGGGAGCUGCCCUUGAAGGGGCACCAGGCCCACCACAUGCUGCACCUGAUGCGCCACGGCCCCUUCAGGCCAGGCACGUACCCAGAGUGCCAGGACCUGAUCCGGGGCCUGCUACGGCUACGCCCGCGUGCAUGCCUGGACCUGCAGCAGGUGGCCGCCCACUGCUGGAUGCUGCCCGCCGCGCAGGCCCUCUUCUGCACCAUGCUCAGCUCGGCGCCAGGUAGGGUGGGGCCCCAGGGGGCUGGGCAGGUGGUUGGCCCCUCAGUGCCCCUCCUGAUCCCCACGGCUGUCGGCUGCAGAGAAGCCAGCUAA
This is a messenger RNA of Neomonachus schauinslandi (Hawaiian monk seal), 1038 nucleotides long. RefSeq names its product testis-specific serine/threonine-protein kinase 5-like. The record is from RefSeq and is a predicted model, not a curated record. Gene Ontology annotation, cellular component: cytoplasm. Gene Ontology annotation, molecular function: tau-protein kinase activity; protein serine/threonine kinase activity; ATP binding. Gene Ontology annotation, biological process: protein phosphorylation; intracellular signal transduction; microtubule cytoskeleton organization. NCBI's taxonomy places the organism in Eukaryota, Metazoa, Chordata, Mammalia, Carnivora, Phocidae.